Molecule: messenger RNA, 1607 nt
Organism: Populus nigra (black poplar)
Lineage: Eukaryota; Viridiplantae; Streptophyta; Magnoliopsida; Malpighiales; Salicaceae
Product: 2-methyl-6-phytyl-1,4-hydroquinone methyltransferase, chloroplastic-like
Exons: 3
Coding region: 364-1386 (340 amino acids)
Biological process (GO): methylation
Molecular function (GO): 2-methyl-6-phytyl-1,4-benzoquinone methyltransferase activity
Source: RefSeq, a predicted model, not a curated record
ACACCAGUGACCAGUGGCCUUGUUUACUGGAUUGGGUUCCUUGUCUACCACCAGUCACUUCCACUCUCAUAAAUCCCUGCCUCAAGUUCCAAUCACCUCUGCACCCAGCUUUACAUUUUGGCUACUGCGCUGGCGGCAAGCCUCCUCAGGUCCCAAAUUAACCGGUUGUCUUUAUCUAUUUUGUUUCAAUUUCAGAGAGAUAUAGUGAGUAACCACAACCUUACGCACUAGACAAUUGUACAUCAACAUCAUGCUCUGAACAACAACAAACCCCCACCAAUUAAAACUUCUGCAAGUGGGUUUUCUCUGUAACCUCCAAAUCUUACUUCUUUCCUCUGUGGUUUUUCUUUGUUUGGUCCAGUCAUGGCCUCCUCAAUGCUCAAUGGAGCUGAAAACCUCACUCUGAUUAGAGGCAUAACCCCUAAAGGGCUAGGCUUCUGGGGGUCUGAUUUGCAAGGGAGGCACUUUUCUAAAGUGAAUGUAGUCGCUAGUACUAGAAUUUCAAAGACAAGAACUUUGACACCCAUGUGCAGUUUAUCAGCCUCUAGGCCAGCUUCCCAGCCCAGAUUUAUCCAACACAAGAAAGAGGCCUUUUGGUUCUAUAGGUUUCUCUCAAUUGUGUACGACCAUGUGAUAAAUCCUGGGCACUGGACCGAGGACAUGAGAGAUGAGGCACUUGAGCCUGCAGAUCUCAGUGACAGGAAUAUGUUGGUGGUGGAUGUUGGUGGUGGCACUGGUUUCACCACUUUGGGUAUAGUUAAGCACGUGGAUGCCAAAAAUGUUACCAUCCUUGAUCAAUCUCCACACCAACUUGCAAAGGCAAAGCAGAAAGAACCUUUGAAGGAUUGUAAGAUUAUUGAGGGCGAUGCUGAGGAUCUACCAUUUCGUACUGAUUAUGCGGAUAGAUAUGUGUCUGCUGGGAGUAUUGAGUACUGGCCUGAUCCACAACGUGGCAUCAAGGAAGCAUACAGGGUUUUGAAACUAGGGGGCAAAGCCUGCGUGAUUGGUCCAGUGUACCCAACAUUCUGGUUGUCUCGCUUCUUUGCUGAUGCUUGGAUGCUCUUCCCAAAGGAGGAAGAGUACAUCGAAUGGUUCCAGAAGGCGGGAUUUAAGAAUGUUCAACUGAAGAGGAUUGGCCCAAAAUGGUAUCGUGGUGUUCGUAGGCAUGGGCUGAUCAUGGGAUGUUCUGUAACCGGUGUUAAACCUGCAUCCGGAGAUUCUCCUUUGCAGCUUGGUCCAAAGGCAGAGGAUGUGACAGAGCCUGUAAAGCCAUUCGUGUUCCUUAUGCGCCUCAUUUUGGGUGCCAUGGCAGCAACGUACUAUGUGUUGGUUCCCAUCUAUAUGUGGCUCAAAGAUCAAAUUGUACCCAAAGGUAGACCAAUCUAAGGGAGGGGUCGAGCUGCUCGUAAUUGCUGUGUUGACAUGCUUUUUCCUUCUCUCACUCUGUUUUCUUCAUUUCUGCCCCUCACAAUCCUGGUGUGCGGCCUCGAGUUUCUCAAAUAACCUUAAGUCAUAGGCACGCUGUUAUACCCAAACUUUAGCAGUGUAAUAAACUUAAGAUAGUUGUUUAUUUACUUUGCAGAAAAUUGUUCGUGAAGUUUAAUUCA